GUGCGCCCGAGCUGCAAGAGUUGUGGAGAUUCACCUAACGGCUGUGCUGUUUGUGUCGUUUUAUAAAAGCUUUUUGAGGUAGAUGUAUUUUUACAUGUUUAUAAAUCUAAAGUAUAACAGUUGUUCUUUGCUCCCUCUUUCAGUUUGUCGUCGGAGACGAUCUUUAUCAGCGUAACAUCAAGCUUACUUUCAAUUUGUCAGUAUCCGUGGUCCCCAUUUUAUCGUGACACAUUUAUAUUUGAAACAUUUUGAUGUGCUUUUCGGUGCUUUGUGGAGACUAUUUAACUAUCCCGCUUUAGACAUAAAAUCAAAUGGAAGACAGCUGUUGUGCAGAAAGUACUGUGUCAAAAGUAAACGAAGCCGCAGAUUUAUUGGACUUCCUGGGUAUUGAUGUGGAGCUGGAUCCCUUGUGUGGCCGAGAGGAAACCGCGUUCUCUAAAAAUGUCAUGCGCAAGCAGCGGAACUGGGAGAGGAGACUGGAGGCAAAAAAAAGCAAAAGAAAAGAGGAGAAAGAAAGAAAGAAGCUCAGCAGACAAAAUAAAGGUGCGACUGAGCCGCAACUCAGUAAACGUGUCAUUAAAGCGAUUACCAAAGAGAGACUAGAGGAGGCCAGAGGAGCAGGACUGCGCCUGUGUGUUGAUCUCAGCAUGACUGACUGCCUUUCUCCCAAAUUUUUCUCACAGGAAAUCAGCCGUCUUGCAUGUCAGAUCAGGCGCCUCUAUGGAUGCAACAAGAAAGCCUUACAGCCAUUCCGCAUUUUUCUGACGGAGUUAAGAGAGGACAGUCUGCUGUAUAAAGAAUGUGUCCGGAUGAAUGACGGCUUCACUAAUUAUUUGAUUGAUGUGACUGAGGAGAGCUGGUUUCAUCUGUUUCCCUCUGAAGAUGUGAUAUAUUUAACCCCAGAUGCAAGUGAAGCUUUAGAGUAUGUGGAGGAAGAUAAAGUUUAUAUCCUUGGAGGUUUAGUGGAUGAAACCAUACAAAAGAAAAUAAGCUACACGAGGGCGAAAGAGCUCGGCAUUCGCACGGCGCGGCUGCCGAUUGACGAGUACAUGGUAAAGAGACCAAACCCCAAAAACUUCCACUCCAAAAUCCUAGCCAUCAACCAAGUGUUUGAAAUACUGCUGACUUUUCGUGACACUAAAGAUUGGAUUAAAGCGCUUACCGCUGGAAUACCUCCAGGAAAAGGUUACAUGGUGGCAUCAGCAGUGUCUACAGACAUAAUAAACCCUCCAGAGGAGCUGUAGACAUUCCCAGAGUUUAUAAGGCCUUGAGCCUAUGACAGUGUUUUAAAAUCAUCUAUAUUAGAUAACUUUGUCUGACUGAAGUAACUUGAAUUAGUAAUAUUCAAAAUGCUUUACUGCAACUUUUGUAUUACGUUUUAUUUUGAAAUGCUGUAAUUCUGUUAUCUCAGGAAAAGUAUCUGCACAAACAGUCAAAAUACUGAACUGAUGGAUAUCUUGUCAGCAUUAAAGCCAUUGGAUAACUAAUAUUUACA
Molecule: messenger RNA, 1495 nt
Organism: Labeo rohita (rohu)
Lineage: Eukaryota; Metazoa; Chordata; Actinopteri; Cypriniformes; Cyprinidae
Gene: trmt10b
Product: tRNA methyltransferase 10B
Exons: 8
Coding region: 312-1244 (310 amino acids)
Biological process (GO): tRNA N1-guanine methylation
Cellular component (GO): nucleus; nucleoplasm
Molecular function (GO): tRNA binding
Source: RefSeq, a predicted model, not a curated record